GGAGGAUCACAAAAACAAAAUUAAUUUAUCAUUAUUUGAAAUAACUCACUAAACAAAAAAAAAAAAAAAAUGUCAUCUCCCUCAAAAACCGAAGCCAAGAAGGACCAAUUUGUUGGUAACGUCAAGGAAAAUGUUGGUAGUGCUGUAGGCAAUGAAUCUUUGGAAGCCAAGGGUAAAACUCAACAUAAUGCGGGUGUUGUACAAGAAACUGCUGCUACUGUGCAAAGCUUUGUUGAAGGUGCUAUGGAUCAAGUCUCAGGUGCUGUCAAGGGUGCUUAUAAUUCUGUUACUGGUAAUACCACGGGUGAAGCUGGUAACAAGGUUCAAGAAAAGAAGGGUGAAGCCCAAAAGAACCUCAAUUCUUAAAAUCCCUAUAACUAAACAAAAUUUUUGUAAAUAAAAAAAAAACCAAUACCUUUCUA
Messenger RNA from Mucor mucedo, 422 nucleotides. RefSeq lists its product as uncharacterized. The transcript has a single exon. Bases 70 to 366 code for a protein of 98 amino acids. The record is from RefSeq and is a predicted model, not a curated record. Lineage: Eukaryota; Fungi; Mucoromycota; Mucoromycetes; Mucorales; Mucoraceae.